Molecule: messenger RNA, 852 nt
Organism: Talaromyces amestolkiae
Lineage: Eukaryota; Fungi; Ascomycota; Eurotiomycetes; Eurotiales; Trichocomaceae
Exons: 1
Coding region: 1-852 (283 amino acids)
Biological process (GO): L-proline biosynthetic process
Molecular function (GO): pyrroline-5-carboxylate reductase activity
Source: RefSeq, a predicted model, not a curated record
AUGAAACUAAAACCAUCCCGCUUCAUCGCCUGCGUAAACACCCAAGACUCCGUGUCGCGCCUACGCACCAAAUUCGGGCAUUUCGCCCGCAGCGCAUACCCCAAUGUCCAAAUCUCCCAAGGGCGGGUACUCGAAGUCGUGGCACAGGCUGAUAUAAUCCUUCUCGGAUGCAAGGCUAGUCAAGCAGCGGAUAUUUUGAGUGAUCCGUCGUUACGAGAGCAUCUUGCCGGGAAGUUAUUGUUGAGUACAUGUGCGGAUCUGUCGGUGCAACAGAUUGAGCAACUCAUAUAUAAUGAUGCCAUUGAAGAGGAAGGCACGGAGUCAGAGAGGUGCUAUAUCGUGCAGGCUCUGCCCAACACGGCGGCAAGUGUGCGGCAAUCAGCGACGUUGAUUAGUGAAACAGUUGCUGGCGCAGAUACGACGCUUCCGCCGGAUUUUCAGAAGUUGACGACGUGGAUAUUCUCCAGUAUUGGGACGGUAACAUACAUGCCGGAGUCGCUGAUGAAUAGUGCUUCAAUGGUAAGCGGGCUGGCUCCCGCUUUUUAUACGGUUGCGCUGGAAGGUAUUGCCAAAGAGGCAAUAGCCAGAGGGCUCAGUGAGCCCGAUGCAAUGCUUUUAGCUGCCCAGGCCCUGAAAGGGACGGCGGAGAUGAUAUUGUCAAGGAAAGAAGAGAAUAAGGGACUGUUUGCGGUUGAUGAGGUUAGAGACCAGGCAAUUGCUUCGUCGACGGGGAGUGGUGCGAGAGGCGUUGUUGUGUUGAGACAGGCUGCUGUCAAGGACAGUUUUACCGAGGCGAUGGGUCAGGGGAUGGAGAAGAGGGAUGCUGAGGGAUACCUGUAUUCGAAUUGGUGA